AUGCGUGUCACGGAUCAUUGCAUGAUGAACUUGGACAGUUCACCCGAUUUCACUGGAAACAGAGUAGCAGUUCUUGGUGACAAGACGACCGGCCACGGCAAUUGCAACACCACCGAGGCGGUGUGGGAAACAGUCCUCAUUUUGAAAGGCGAGUCAGAUGAGGAGGUGGCGUCCAAUCAAGAGUACGCAGAUAACUCGCAAACCCCGGACAAGUACACUCUUAGAGAUUGCGAACCUAACAACCCAUAUCAGCGGUUUGUGCUCGAAGUUCAAUGUGACUUGGAAGUGGCCACCGACAAGUCCGAAACAGUGACUCCUGAUGUUUCAGAUUGCAAUACAGACCACCCAGUAUUCACUAUAUCGUCCUUCGUGGCUGGGCGAACUGCCAUGGAUGAUUAUCCAGAACGACAGCCAAGUUGCACUUCAAGUAUACAAGUCUGGUGA
Sphaeroforma arctica JP610 is the source of this 444-nucleotide messenger RNA. RefSeq lists its product as hypothetical. The coding region runs from base 1 to 444 and encodes 147 amino acids. NCBI's taxonomy places the organism in Eukaryota, Ichthyosporea, Ichthyophonida. The transcript has 2 exons. The record is from RefSeq and is a predicted model, not a curated record.